Nerophis ophidion (straightnose pipefish) is the source of this 1923-nucleotide messenger RNA. RefSeq names its product zinc finger protein OZF-like. Gene Ontology annotation, biological process: regulation of transcription by RNA polymerase II. The coding region runs from base 216 to 1532 and encodes 438 amino acids. The record is from RefSeq and is a predicted model, not a curated record. The transcript has 2 exons. NCBI's taxonomy places the organism in Eukaryota, Metazoa, Chordata, Actinopteri, Syngnathiformes, Syngnathidae. Gene Ontology annotation, molecular function: RNA polymerase II cis-regulatory region sequence-specific DNA binding; DNA-binding transcription factor activity.
UUCUAGCGCAUGCGCAAAUGUACUCGAAGCGAAGCUAAAAGACGAGGACUGCAUGCUAUGCUUGUUCAGAGAUCCUUCGAAUUCGGGAUCUUAAAGUCAUAUGAUUCACAGCAAAUAUAGCAACACACAUAUCUUUAUUUGCAUUUUACAAAGCUAGGAAACGUGCAUUGAGUUUGGAGUGUUAGCUGAAGUGAAGAUUGAAGACGUGAUAGAAGAUGGACGACUACUGCUAUGCUAAGAUGGUGACGUCAUGUCAAAGAGAACAUUCCAGCAAAACACUAACGGAGAUAAAGACCAACGAUGAAGACGUCCAGCAGCUGAUGGGUAAUCCAGAAGACGUUUCCCCUCAGUCAGGGGGGAGCUCCACUUUGAAGCAGGAGACUCCACAACCACCCUGCAUUAAAAAGGAAGAGGAGGAACUCUGCAUCACUCAGGAGGGAGAGUGUCUUCUAGGACGAGAGGAAGCUGAUUACACCAAGUUUCCACUGAGUAUUCUCUCUGUGAAGACUGAAGAUGAUGAAGAGAAACCACAACCAGACAACGUCUUGACGCUACUAUCAGAUAGUGAGGCUGAAGACGAGGUUGAAGAACCUUUGAGCAGCGAUACAGACUGUGAAGGUGAUAUGAGGACUCACACUGACAACAAACACUCUGAAUGCUCUUCAAAGAAGAGAGGUAAAACAUGUUUUAGCUGCUCAGUUUGUGCUGAUUUUUUUACUAAAAAGAAUCAUUUGACGCAACACAUGAGAACACACACAGUAGAAACAUUAUUUAAGUGUUCAGUUUGUGAAAAAAGAUUUUCUCAAAAUAGCCGUUUGACUCGUCACAUGAGAACACACACAGGAGAAAAACCAUUCAAUUGUUCAAUUUGUAGCGAAAGCUUUUCUCAAAAUAGCCAUUUGACUCGACACAUGAGAACCCACACAGGUGAAAAACCAUUUAAUUGUUCAGUUUGUGGAGAAAAUUUUUCUCAAAAUAGCCAUUUGACUCAACACAUGAGAACACACACAGGUGAAAAACCGUUUUGUUGUUCAUUUUGCGGAAAAAGCUUUUCUCAACAUAGCUCUUUGACCCAACACAUGAGAACACACACAGGCGAAAAUACAUUUAAUUGUUCAGUUUGUGGCAAAAGCUUUAUUAUUAAGAGGUAUAUGACUGAACACAUGAGAACACACACAGGUGAAAAACCAUUCAUUUGUUCAGUUUGUGGGAAAAGAUUUUCUGUGAGGAGCACUUUGACCGAACACAUGAGAACACACACAGGUGAAAAACCAUUUUGUUGUUCAGUUUGUGGCAAAUACUUUUAUAAAAAUACCUCUUUGACUGAACACAUGAGAACACACACAGGUGAAAAACCAUUUAAUUGUUCAGUUUGUGGCAAAGGCUUUUCUGUUAAGAGGAAUUUGACUCAACACAUGAGAACACACACAGGUGAAAAACCAUUUAAUUGUUCAGUUUGUGGCAAUAGUUUUCCUCAAUUCAGCUCUUUGUGUCGACACAUGAGAACACACACUGGAGAAAAAAACAUUUAGUUGUUUAUUGUGCUGUAAAAGGUUCCCACAUAAUGCAGACGCAGUAAAACACAUGAGAACACACAAGGGAAAAUAAGCAAUUAGCUGUUUAGUUUGUGGUAUGUUGCUCAUAUGUGGCGACAUCCACCCUACCCAGGACCUCCUCACUGCUUCUUUCACAAAUAUCUGAGGUAUUCAUACAAACUUGGAUUAUUUAGAGCAUAAUCUUAUCCACUCAUGACCCCAUGUCUUCUCUGUAUCUGAAACCUUCCUGAACAGUAAGAUAGAUGAUGCUUCAAGUACUUGGUUACUCCUUCUUCAGUCCAGGGACCUGAUAAUCAUGUGUGAUAUAUACUUUUCGGAAUGUGCUUGUCCUAUUUUAGUCAAAUUAAAAUAAAGAAAAUUAUCUGAA